AUGGAGGAAUAAGAAAAUAGAUAACAUAAAAAAAAUGAAAAGCUUGAAAAAAGGAGAAAGAAAGAAAAAGAGAUUAAAAAAAAUAAGAAGAAACAGAAAAAAGAAUAACUCUUACUUAGAGGUGAAAAGCGUUCCAAGUUCUUUGCCUAAAAGGAUAAAAAAGAUAAAAACUUUAUUGAUAGGCAAAAGGUUCUGAAGACCUUUAAGUUAUUCCUUAAAAUCUAUUAAGAUGAUUUAGAAGACUUCUUUUAGCUCUUUAAAUAAUUGGAUGAUGGUAAUGUUAUUGAAACAGCAGAUAUCGAAAAUCCAAAUAUUAGAACGACAUUACAGAAAUUCAUGAAGCAAUUAUAAUUAAAAAAUAGAGGAACAGAAUAAACACCUAUUUUUAAGAAACUGUCUGACAUUAAAUUAGAACCUUAUGUUAGAGGUCUUUAUGAUUAAGUCAUUUAAGAAGUGAAUCAAUAAAAAUUAUAAUCUGAUCUUAGUGAUCAAGAAUCAAGUAGAAGUCAAUCACCUUAAAAAGAAACUAAUAAAGAAAAACAUGAGAAUUUAAAACAAUAAGUAAAUGAAAAAGAUUAAAAUCUGAAAAAAUAAUAAUUGAAAGUUAAAGAAUUAAAGGAAGAAGUUUAUUAAGAUAAAAAAUAUAAUAGAAUUUAGGUUAGAAAUUCUAUGUAUGCUGAUUUUGAAAUUAAACCCAAAAAGUAACUUGAAAAUAAUGAACAACAAUUAGAUUCAUUUUUAGAAGAUUAAUUUUCCAAAGUAGAACAGAAAAAAUAGCCAAUCAAAGAUGAAAAUAUUAGAAAGAAAAUUAAAAUUGAAUCAAAUACUCUAGUCAAUUAAUCUAACCAAAUUUAAACAAACACUAAUGAAAAGAAAUAAAAUAAUUUUAUAUGUAAAAAAGAUUUCAAUCGAUAAACUAACUUAACUUAAGAGAAUUAAACAAAAAAUAGUCUUUUUAUGGUGUAAAUAUAAAAUUAGUUCAUUUGA
This is a messenger RNA of Paramecium tetraurelia, 987 nucleotides long. RefSeq lists its product as uncharacterized. NCBI's taxonomy places the organism in Eukaryota, Ciliophora, Oligohymenophorea, Peniculida, Parameciidae. The record is from RefSeq and is a predicted model, not a curated record. The transcript has 2 exons.